Molecule: messenger RNA, 1241 nt
Organism: Myotis daubentonii (Daubenton's bat)
Lineage: Eukaryota; Metazoa; Chordata; Mammalia; Chiroptera; Vespertilionidae
Gene: PLAAT5
Product: phospholipase A and acyltransferase 5
Biological process (GO): N-acylphosphatidylethanolamine metabolic process
Cellular component (GO): cytoplasm
Molecular function (GO): A2-type glycerophospholipase activity; glycerophospholipid phospholipase A1 activity
Source: RefSeq, a predicted model, not a curated record
AUGGGGAGGCUCCGCUGGCCUUCGGAAAGGCGGGUGCGGGAGGAGCAUCUGCACCGGGACUCCCCGUCCUCGCCUGGGAUGCAGUAUUCUUCUGCCCGCGGGGACCUGCGGCCACGCCCACCGGGAACGGGCUGCCUCCUCCCCUCUGCGAGGCCUGAGGACCCCCCACGCCACAGCUUCGGGAUGGGCCUGAGCCCGGAUGCGGGGAGGAAGGGCCCGUUCUGUCCCUCCAGGUUCCCCAGGUUCGGGCCCAAACCGACCUCAAGAACAGCAGAAGAAUCCAUGGGAUUUCAAGUGCUGGUCCAGCUCUCGCCCAAGCAGGGCCCGUUGGAGCCGGGGGAGAAGCCGGGAGUUACCUCGGAGCCCUCGCCCAGGCAGAGGAGAACAGAGUCGAGCUUGUCCCUGAAGUCGGAGAGCGCCAGCCAGGUGGCGAAGCAAGCAGCCGAGGGCAACCCGAGACCGAGACCCGGGGACCUGAUCGAGAUUUUCCGGAUCGGCUAUGAGCACUGGGCCAUCUGCGUGGAGGACGACCGCGUGGUCCACCUGGCGCCCCCGAGUGAGGAAUUCGUGGCCGGCAGCAUCACCUCCAUCUUCAGCAACCGGGCCGUGGUCAAGUGCAGCCGGCUGGAGGACGUGCUGCACGGCUGCUCCUGGAAGGUCAACAACAAGCUGGACGGGACGUACCUGCCCCUGCCCGUGGACAAGAUCCUCCAGCGCGCGAGGACCAUGGUCAACAAGAUAGUGCAGUACAGCCUGAUCGACGGGAACUGCGAGCACUUCGUCAACGACCUCAGAUACGGCGUGCCCAGGAGCCAGCAGGUGGAGCAGGCCCUGAUGCAAGGGGCGAAGGCGGCGGGAGCCAUGCUCUCGGCCGUGGUGGAGAGCAUACGGCCCAAGGCAGUCACCGCCGGCAGCGACUCCGGACACCACGCAGAGGAAGAGCCGGGACGGCAGCAAAGAGAACGUCCUCCCUUUGCUCCCCUGGUCUCCCUGCUCAGCGGCCCCGUGUAAGAAACUCGUGAGCUUCCGGAAGAGUCUGGCAUGUACCCAGUUACCCCUUUAGACGUGUGUCCGAUAUGUGUGAUGAGACCCAGGGACUCGCAGGGUGGGAAGAAUCCAAUAUUUAUUACGCAGCUGUGAGGCGCGGUCACCGCCACCCCACUCUGUUGAAGGGGGUCUCGCUCGUGCCUUAGGCUGAACCUAGUCUGUGAUGCUUGAAUACCAUGGGGUACAUCCUGGAA